Molecule: messenger RNA, 258 nt
Organism: Echinostoma caproni
Lineage: Eukaryota; Metazoa; Platyhelminthes; Trematoda; Plagiorchiida; Echinostomatidae
Source: the annotation of a GenBank genome assembly
AUGCUACAACGAUUUUCUCCGACAAUCUUUUACUUCCAGAGAUCAGAUCAUACGAAGCGCACAUUGAUUGCCUCGGGUUUCAACGAGAAGUUUGGUACCCUCUCGUACGAUCGUGACCCCUUUGGAUCUCAAGAGUUUGUUGAGGACGAUUUACGUUUCUGCGGUCGCAUACACAAACAUCAAGUGGUCUACUUUGUUCAUUCUGGCACGCCAACUAUCACGGACGCUGGAAAGGACGAGAGUCACCUGACACCAUGA